Messenger RNA from Medioppia subpectinata, 1137 nucleotides. The record is from the annotation of a GenBank genome assembly. NCBI's taxonomy places the organism in Eukaryota, Metazoa, Arthropoda, Arachnida, Sarcoptiformes, Oppiidae.
UUUGAAUACCAAUUGUCACCAAAACACUCGUCACUCACCACUCAAUCAUCGCUCGGCACCACUCAUACCGGCGCUGAAGAUCCUAAAGCAUAUCACGUGUCAAACGACGAGACCAGCGAUGAGACAUCGGAUGCCGAAGAUAUGACCGCCAAUAGGAGACCUGGUUUUAGGUCACAGAACGUGUUGAAAGCGAGUCUAAGGGCCAGAAGAGGGACACAUCCGUCGGGCACCGGCUGUAAGGCUGCCGUCGGUCUCAACGGCGAUAAGUUGGCCGCCGAUCGGCUCAAACACGAGUGCUCUUGGAUUGGCUGCGAUCAGCGGUUCCGCGACAACUACGCCCUGAAGGCACACAUACGGCUCCGACACACUAAUGAGCGGCCAUUCAAGUGCUCGGACUGUACCAAAGGGUUUGCCGAUAGGAAACACCUUCGAGAGCACCAGAAGAUACACACCAUCGGUGGUCACGUGUUUCGGUGUCAACUCGACGGCUGUUCGUAUGAGACCCGACGCGAGGCCAACCUCAGGGAACACACCCUUCGCCACAACAACAUCCGUAACUACCGGUGCGACCAAAACGGGUGCGACAAGUGUUUUGUCACCAAUUAUGAGCUGAAAGUGCAUAAAAGUCACGUGCAUUCGGACGACCGGCCAUUCGGGUGCGAUUGGCCCGGAUGUGAGGCCGACUAUAAGAGCAAACAACGGCUCGAUGACCACAAAUUGUCUCAUUUAGGUGUCCGACAGUUCGCCUGCGAUUUCACCGGUUGUGCGAAGAGUUUUGUGACCAAAAAGAAGUUGACUCAACACCGCAACGAACACAUAAAACCCUACGCCUGCAGUUGGCCAGAGUGUGGCCACUCGUUCGGCAACAAUCGCGCCCUCAAAGCACAUACAAACGCUCACGAAGGCGUCCGACCGUUCGGCUGCCCGACCACCGACUGUCCCAAAGCUUUCUAUAGUAAACCGCAACUCAAUUCUCAUAUAAAGUCAGCGCAUAAACGCCCGGAACUGUCGGAUGUUAUGCCCGUCACCACAACCACAGCCGCCGCCAGUUCGUUGUUCACACGACCUCAUGCUUUUGUUGGCCACUCGCCGGUCAUGCCGUGGCCUAACACUGCGCCCGAUCGACAUCACAUUUAA